Molecule: messenger RNA, 1334 nt
Organism: Nelumbo nucifera (sacred lotus)
Lineage: Eukaryota; Viridiplantae; Streptophyta; Magnoliopsida; Proteales; Nelumbonaceae
Gene: NFD1
Product: Ribosomal protein L21
Biological process (GO): translation
Cellular component (GO): ribosome
Molecular function (GO): RNA binding; structural constituent of ribosome
Source: RefSeq, a predicted model, not a curated record
GUGCUCGUUCGAUUCUCUAUUGCCCAUCAGCUGAAACGCCUGAAACGCCAGUACGCGCAUUGAAGCAGAAAUCAUGGCGAGCAGACGAUGCCUCAACGCUCUCACUCAUCAGCUUCGAUCUCUAGCCUCCUUAAACUCAUCGUUUCAAAGCGUUAGAGCUCUUCAUCAACUUCGCACCCUUGUUGCAUCUGAUCCUCUCUUGCUUGAAAAUCCCACCUCAAUCACCUAUCGUAUCGGUCAUACAUUCGAAUCUACGUCCUGCAUUCAGUCCCAAACCGUUCGCCCUUACUCAUCUGGAAGGAGAAAUUCUAGUAAACCCCAGAACGACGACGAUGACAACGAGGCCGACGAAGAUGAUGAUAUAGACGAAGACGAAGACGAAAACGAAAACGAAGAAGAAAUGGGAGAAAGCAGUGAUGGCGACGGAGAAGGAGACCAUAUUCCGGUGUCAAAUUGUGUAUCGAACAGAUCUUAUUCAUUAGAGGAGACAGAGAAGGAAGCAGAUGCAAUAGGGUAUAAAGUGGUCGGGCCUCUUGGUCCUUCGGAGAGGCCUUUUAAACCAUGGGAGCCAGUUUUUGCCGUUGUUCAGAUUGGUUCUCAUCAGUUCAAAGUGAGCAGUGGGGAUUGCAUUUAUACCGAGAGGCUGAAAUUCUGCGAGGUCAAUGAUAAGUUGAUUUUGAACAGGGUUCUCAUGCUUGGAUCAAAAACUCAGACUAUCAUAGGAAGGCCCACAUUGUCAGAUGCGGCUGUUCAUGCAGUUGUUGAAGAGCAUGCAUUAGAUGCCAAGGUUAUUAUAUUUAAGAAAAAGAGAAGGAAGAACUACCGACGAACUAAGGGGCACCGCCAGGAGCUGACCAAGCUGAGAAUUACUGAUAUCCAAGGAAUCGAGAAGCCAGAAAUGGCAGCGGCUAAGAAGCCAGAAAAAGUAGCAGUUGCUGCUUAGGAGCUCUUCACCCAUGAUCAGUGAACUGCAAUAAUGAUGGCUUGUUCCUUUCUUUUUUGACUCUGGGUUACUGAAUCCCCGAGUACCUUCUGGCAUUCCUUAUUUGCUUGAUAAUGUGCAGCAGGAAAGAGGAUUACCAUUCUACGAGGUUGAUUUUAUAGGAGGGCACAUUUUAUAGCAUGCGUCAAUGUAUUUGUGAUUUUCUAAUUAGCAGAACCGUGAGUAGAAUCAGAAGCGAAGAUUUUUGGAAUGGUUUCCAAGUGUAUUUCUACAAUUUUCAGAAAAUUCGUUUGGAUGAAUUAAGCUGUUUCUCUUUGUAAGGAUUUUCUGUUGGUUGAUCUAACUUCUAACCAGGUUGAAAACGUAUUUCUAUCUCAGUGGGUUUUGCUUA